AUGAACAUAGCAGCCAAGUCGUACCUCGAUGAGCUUCUCACUGGCGAUGCCGAUCCGACCUCCCCGACAACCAAGUCACGUGUUAUUCAAACCGCAUCAGAACGCUACUUCCCGCAAUCACUUAACCUCGCUGGCGAUCUCAAGUCCGCAUUCUCACUAUGGGACGCCAUAUGUGCCGGUGUCAAGUCCGCGAAUAACUCUACUGUGCCAGACGCGACAAAGCAGGUCUGGGCAGAGGCAGAUAAGUGGCUCGCUGAACGACGGUAG
This is a messenger RNA of Alternaria hordeiaustralica, 267 nucleotides long. RefSeq lists its product as uncharacterized. The record is from RefSeq and is a predicted model, not a curated record. Bases 1 to 267 code for a protein of 88 amino acids. NCBI's taxonomy places the organism in Eukaryota, Fungi, Ascomycota, Dothideomycetes, Pleosporales, Pleosporaceae. The transcript has 2 exons.